AUGCUGGUAAUGCUGGUCGCUGGCGAUCAUCGAGUUGGCAUUUUUGCCAAAGAGCAUAUUGAAGCUAGUGAGGAGCUCUUUUAUGAUUAUCGCUAUGGGCCUGAUCAAGCUCCUGUUUGGGCUCGGAGACCUGAGAAUUCAAAGGGUGAUGAUUCGUCAAUUAAUCAAGGUCGAGCAAAGAAACACCAAUCUAAUUGA
Molecule: messenger RNA, 198 nt
Organism: Ilex paraguariensis (yerba mate)
Lineage: Eukaryota; Viridiplantae; Streptophyta; Magnoliopsida; Aquifoliales; Aquifoliaceae
Source: the annotation of a GenBank genome assembly